This is a messenger RNA of Neogale vison (American mink), 1524 nucleotides long. RefSeq names its product src-related kinase lacking C-terminal regulatory tyrosine and N-terminal myristylation sites (gene SRMS). Gene Ontology annotation, biological process: cell differentiation; protein phosphorylation; cell surface receptor protein tyrosine kinase signaling pathway. Gene Ontology annotation, molecular function: non-membrane spanning protein tyrosine kinase activity; signaling receptor binding; ATP binding. Lineage: Eukaryota; Metazoa; Chordata; Mammalia; Carnivora; Mustelidae. Gene Ontology annotation, cellular component: extrinsic component of cytoplasmic side of plasma membrane. Bases 1 to 1524 code for a protein of 507 amino acids. The record is from RefSeq and is a predicted model, not a curated record. The transcript has 8 exons.
AUGGAGCCCUUCCUCAGGAGGCGGCUGACCUUCCUGUCCUUCUUCUGGGACAAGAUCUGGCCGGUGGCCUCGCCGGACGACGGCGUCCCGGGGCUCCCCGACCCUGUGGCCAGCGCUGAACCAGAGCCCCAUGCCACAGAGCCCUGCAGCCCCCCGGCACCCCCACAGCUCUUCAGGGCGCUCUAUGACUUCACCGCGCGGUGCUCGGCCGAGCUGAGCGUCAGCCGCGGGGACAGGCUCUGCGCCCUCAGAGAGGACGGCGACUACAUCUUUGCCCGCAGGCUCUCCGGCCCGCCCAGUACCGGGCUGGUACCCAUCACCCACCUGGCCAGGGCCACCCCGGAGACGCUCUCAGACCACCCCUGGUACUUCGGCAGCAUGAGCCGCGCCCACGCCCAGCAGCUGCUCCUGUCCCCGGCCAGCGCCCCGGGCGCCUUCCUUGUCCGGCCCAGCGAGAGCAGCCGUGGGGACUAUUCGCUCUCAGUCCGGGCACAGGCCAAAGUCCACCACUACCGCAUCUCCACGGCGGCCGACGGUCUCUACCUGCAGAAGGGCCGGCUCUUCCCCAGCCUGGAGGAGCUGCUCGCCUACUACAAGGCCAACUGGAAGCUGACCCAGAGCCCGCUGCUGCAGCCCUGCGUGCCCCAGGGAGCAGCAGGCAGAGGCUCGGAGUGUCCCCCGCCCCCUCAGAAGCCCCCGCAGCAGGACGAGUGGGAGCGGCCUCGCUCCGAGUUUGCCCUGCGGAGGAAGCUGGGUGAAGGCUACUUCGGGGAGGUGUGGGAAGGCCUGUGGCUUGGCUCCACACCAGUGGCAGUCAAGGUCAUCAAGUCAGCCUACAUGAAGCUCGCGGACCUCAGCAAGGAGAUCCAGACCCUCAAGAGCCUGAGGCACGAGCGUCUCAUCCAGCUGCACGCCGUGUGCUCGGCCGGCCGGCCCGUGUACAUCGUCACAGAGCUCAUGCGCAAGGGCAGCCUGCAGGCCUUCCUGGGCAGCCCCGAGGGACGGGUCCUGGGCCUGCCUCUCCUGCUGAGCUUUGCCUGCCAGGUGGCCGAGGGCAUGAGCUACCUGGAGGGUCGACGCAUUGUACACCGUGACCUGGCAGCCAGGAAUGUGCUCGUCGGUGACGACCUGGCAUGCAAGGUGGCUGACUUUGGCCUGGCCCGGCUGCUCAAGGACGACAUCUACUCCCCGAGCAGCAGCUCCAAGAUCCCCGUCAAGUGGACGGCGCCCGAGGCGGCCAACUACCGCAUCUACUCUCAGAAGUCGGACGUCUGGUCCUUCGGAGUUCUGCUCUAUGAGGUUUUCACCUACGGCCAGUGUCCCUAUGAAGGGCUGAGCAACCACGAGACGCUGCAGCAGGUCAUGCGAGGGUACCGGCUGCCACGCCCGGCGCCCUGCCCUGCCGAGGUCUACACGCUCAUGCUGGAGUGCUGGAGGGGCAGCCCUGAGGAGCGGCCGGCCUUCGCUGCGCUGCAGGAGAAGCUGAGUGCCGCCCACAGGCGCCUCGGCCCUGCCCACACGUGA